Molecule: messenger RNA, 2937 nt
Organism: Trichoderma aggressivum f. europaeum
Lineage: Eukaryota; Fungi; Ascomycota; Sordariomycetes; Hypocreales; Hypocreaceae
Exons: 8
Coding region: 1-2937 (978 amino acids)
Biological process (GO): protein folding
Cellular component (GO): cytoplasm; chaperonin-containing T-complex
Molecular function (GO): ATP hydrolysis activity; ATP binding; ATP-dependent protein folding chaperone
Source: RefSeq, a predicted model, not a curated record
AUGUCCGCGGCACAACUUCUCAACCCAAAGGCCGAGUCCCGAAGGAGGGGUGAAGCUCUGAGGGUCAACAUCAGCGCCGGCGAGGGCCUGCAAGAUGUGCUCAAGUCCAACCUCGGACCGCGAGGCACCAUCAAAAUGCUCGUCGACGGCGCCGGACAGAUUAAGCUUACCAAGGACGGAAACGUCCUGCUGCGAGAGAUGCAAAUUCAAAACCCGACUGCCGUCAUGAUUGCUCGAGCCGCGACUGCCCAAGACGACAUCUGCGGCGAUGGCACAACGUCCGUGGUGCUGCUGGUGGGAGAGCUGUUGAAGCAGGCAGACCGAUACAUCUCGGAAGGACUCCACCCUCGCAUCAUCACCGACGGUUUCGAGAUUGCCAAGGCUGAGGCUCUCAAGUUCCUGGACUCCUUCAAGCUGGCCAAGGAGGUCGACCGCGAACUGUUGCUCAACGUUGCCCGAACAUCCCUUGCCACGAAGCUCAACGCGACACUAGCAGCCAAGCUUACCCCCGAUAUCGUCGAUGCCGUGCUGGCCAUCUACCAGGCCCCUGCCAAGCCCGAUCUGCACAUGGUGGAGAUUAUGAAGAUGCAGCACCGUACCGCCUCAGACACCCAGCUCAUCCGAGGAUUGGCGUUGGACCACGGUGCCAGACAUCCCGACAUGCCCAAGAAACUGGAGAACUGCUACAUCCUGACAAUGAACGUUAGCUUGGAGUAUGAAAAGACCGAGAUCAACUCUGGCUUCUUCUACUCAAGCGCCGAGCAGCGAGACAAGCUUGUCGAGAGCGAGCGUCGGUUCAUCGAUGCCAAGCUCAAGAAGAUUGUUGAGCUGAAGAAGCAGGUGUGCGGCGAUGACGGAAAGAAGAGCUUUGCCAUCAUCAACCAGAAGGGCAUUGACCCUCUCUCCCUAGACGUCCUGGCCAAGAACGGCAUCCUGGCUCUGCGACGAGCGAAGAGAAGGAACAUGGAGAGACUUCAGCUCAUCUGCGGCGGCGUUGCUCAGAACAGCGUUGACGACCUAACACCCGAUGUCCUCGGCUGGGCUGGUCUCGUCUACGAGCAGACCCUGGGCGAGGAAAAGUACACCUUUGUCGAGGAGGUCAAGGACCCCAAGUCUGUCACCGUCUUGAUCAAGGGACCCAACCAGCACACCAUUGCCCAGGUUACGGAUGCCGUCAGAGAUGGUCUAAGAAGCGUCUACAACAUGAUUGUUGACAAGAGCGUCGUUCCCGGAGCCGGUGCUUUCCAGGUUGCCUGUGCUGCCCACCUCAAGAGCGAUGCCUUUUCGAAGACGGUCAAGGGCAAGGCCAAGUGGGGUGUGGAGGCCUUUGCCGAUGCUCUUCUCAUCAUCCCCAAGACCCUUGCUGCUAACGCUGGACACGAUGUUCAGGAUGCCCUUGCUGCUCUGCAAGACGAGCAUGCUGAAGGCCAGACCGUUGGCUUGAACCUGGAGACUGGAGAGCCGAUGGAUCCCGAGCUGGAGGGCGUGUUUGACUCGUUUAGAGUCCUGAGGAAUUGCAUUGCGUCAAGCUCAGGCAUUGCGUCCAACCUGCUGCUUUGCGACGAGCUGCUCAAGGCUCGACAGAUGGGCCGAGCUGCAGGACCGGGCCCGGGAAUGGACGGCCCCGAGGAAGGCAUGUACAUCAAACCAAAAUCACAAGCCUCCAGCCUGCAGGCAGUUUUUGCGACAAUGGCAGAUUACGCUUCCGACUCCUCGGACGGCGAGUUUACGGAGACAAAUGUCCUUCUUGGAUAUGCGUCCAAGGAGGCUGAGGAAGACACGAUAAGCAAACUGGGAGGCACUCCGGAUUGGCUUGAUGCGGAUAAACCACCGUCAGCGGCCCUGGCAAGAUGCAAGGUCUGCAAGGACAUGAUGGCCCUGCUUCUGCAGCUGAACGGCGAGCUCCCGGAGAAAUUCCCGUCUCACGAGCGGCGGCUAUACGUAUUCGCCUGUCGCAGGGCGACGUGUCGGCGGAAAGCUGGUAGCGUUCGCGCGCUGAGAGGUGUGAGAGUCUGGAAGGACGGUGCCGAGACGACGACGGCGCAGGUUGAGGAGGAGAAGAAGAAGAAGAAGCCCGAGGCGAAGAGCAAGCCGGAGGAAAAGAAGCAGGAUGGGCCUGGUCUUGGAGAAUCGCUGUUUGGAGCGAAGCCUCUGGGGGCCUCUGGUGGGAAUCCGUUCUCCAGCGGCGGCGCAAAUCCUUUUAGCUCAGGGUCGAGCAAUCCCUUUAGUUCUGCUUCGUCCAACCCGUUUUCGAGUCAACCAGCUAAGCCUGCUGCUGCUCCGGCCGAGAAGCCCGCCGAGACGCCAACUGCUGCUACUUCAACAAGCCUCUCCAAGACCUUUGCCGAAACUCUGGCACUCAACACCACGCCCACGGAACCUCCUCCUCCUGCCGAACCUUGGCCUGGAAAAGCUGCGCAGCCAACGCCAUACCCGACCCUCUACCUUGCCGACGCCGAUUACGAGACUCUCGAUCCCACUUCGACGAAACUGCCGGCCAAUGUGACCAUUGCCGAUGCUGACGCCCCGGAACCUUCUGCUCUUGAUCGCGAGGCGUUUGAAUCCGCCAUGGAUGCUACUUUCCAGAAAUUCGCCGACCGGAUGGCUCAGAACCCGGAGCAGUGUAUUCGGUAUGAGUUUAAUGGUGUUCCGUUGCUGUAUUCCAAGACGGACGAGGUUGGCGAGCUGUUGACCAAGCGGACGAUGCCGGGAUGCCCUAACUGCGGUGGGCGAAGGACGUUUGAGGUGCAGUUGACGCCGAAUGCUAUUACGGAGCUGGAAGAGGACGAUUUGAGCCUCGAUGGCAUGGAGUGGGGGACGAUCAUAGUUGGUGUUUGCGAGAGAGAUUGUUCUCUGAGACAUACUGCCGUGGAAGAGGCGGGUUAUUUGGAGGAGUGGGCGGGUGUCCAGUGGGAGGAGCUGUCGAAGGAGAAAUAA